GUUCAAGGACGUCAUUAUUUUGAUCAUGCGCAUAUUCAGACUGAGACUGAUCGAAGACAACAGGUCGAAGAUUUGGCCAGAGGAGAUGGUGAAUGACCAGUUGUUAUGGUAACGCACGAAGAGUGAUACACGACAGUAACCAUGGCUACAGGCAGUCCUUCAGAUCAAGAGGACUGUAACGAUUUGUCAGGUGGCGGGGAAGCUGACUCCCAGUUUGAGGUAUCCCACUCUCCUCCUGUACAUUGUGAUGAAGAUAAUCCAAAAUCAAGCCUUGAUUUCUCCAUGAUCAGCAGUGGAAGUUCAAGUUUUGAAAUCUUAACGACCAGCACAACUGCGAGUAUGGAGAUUCAACCUCAGGAUUUUGAUACACAGAAAUCUCAAGUGUCUGACCAAAGUGGGUUGGAAAAUGAAGAUUUGGAAAAGCUGAAAGAUGUGACGGACAAAGAAUCUUGUAAAACUUUGUCAGAAUCUGUGGGAGCAAAUCUAGUAAAGGAUGAAGAGGAUGAAGAACCAUCUCAGAUAAAGCAUGUAUCAUUAGACGGAAGUUUAGUUGUUCUUAGCCAAGAUGAUAUUCAUAAUUCAGUGUCUGAAGUGGGAGAAAGUACUGAAAUUGAGAACAAACAUGGUUUGUCAGAAAACAAAACAACAUCUGAGAUGAACGAUGAGGAUGGCCAUCUCGCUGACGAGAUGGAAACAAGAGAGAGAUCACUUGGUGAAAGUCUUGUUGUGCUUGGACCCGAAGACUUUGACAACUCCUUGUCGUCAGAGGUCAACCCCCAGCAUAUCACUGACAGAAUGAUCGCUGGUCUGGUAAAUUCCACAGACGAUCUGUCACAUGGUGAGGAUGAACAUCUGAAAAAUGUUGAAAAGACAUCAGAAUUGACACGGAGCGGAAAUCAGGAGGAGUCUAUCAUAAUGAAAGAAAAAACAGAAACACCUCCAAUGAAAGAUGAUUUCAUUGAUGUAAAAGACAAAAAGUUGGAUGUGUCCAUAGUUGAUAUUCCUUAUACCGAAUCAACGGAUACAGCAAGACCGGAUUCAACACAGCACCAGAAUGGAGAGAUCAAUGGGCAAAAAGACAGUUUGAGAAAACAAGGUAAAAAUGGUGAAUUUGACAAGGACGAUUGCAAAAGAGUAGACUCUCAUAUUGUUACUGCUAAGGACGAGGAAGAUGGCGAAAAUACCGUACCUUCGGUGUCAAAGAAAGAGGAUUCAGUUUCACCUGUAACAGACAGCACACUACCAGAGAAGCUUGACAACGCAAUUCCUGAGUGUGGACCGCAAGAUAACAGCUUGAUCGGACUGGAACCACCGGGUGAAAUUGCAGUUACAGUUGAGGUCAGCACGUCUGACGUUUCCACUUCUUACAGCCAGGAAGUCAGGACAAACAUUGACAGUAAUGUACAACAAAUCCACAUUCCCGAACACAUGAACAAACCAGAAAGUAUAGAAGAAAAAAGUAAGGAUUCAUCCUUGAGUGAGAGUUUGGUAGUGAUAGAAAGGGAUGAAGUAGUAAAUGCUUUACAAGAAGAGGCAUCUGAAAGGGACCCGUUCGGUGCCGACCAAGAAGAUGAUUCAAAAGAGCAUUCAUAUACAUCAACAGGAGAGUUGAAUUUAAUUCCAGUGAAAGAAGGAAGAUUAGACACCAUUGAGAGCGGCUCUUCUGAAUCCAAAUACAAGAGAACAGGUAAAACAGAUGGUCAACCACCAGUAGAACUGACACACAAAGUUAUCGGGAGUAUAUUAGAAUCUAUGCCCAGCCUUCAGAUGCUCGACAUGAACGAACAAGCUUCCGGUGGAUAUCAUCGCAAUGAUGUGGAAGAUGACAAAGAUGCGUUGGAACUUUCUGUAAACGCUGGCAAUUAUCAACGUAACAAAAGGUUUGAGGGAUCAGGUUACUCAACAGACAGCUUUUGCGUUUUAUCUGAUUCAAUGUCAGAAAGUUUCCAAAAUUCUGAGACAAAAGUAAAAGAAUUACAGUCGAACUUCAUCUUCACUGGUGCGGAUCUACCGGUAGUAGAAAACUUUGUUGGUGUCGAGGGAGUUAGUGGAGGAGAUGAUGCAAUCGGUUUACAUUACACAAAUGACACCAGAAACAUGGCCGAAAAGGAUGCAGGAAACACGACCGAAAAUGAAAAUGAUCCACUGAAUAUCCAAUGCGAUUAUAUCGCUGGAAAAACAAAUGAAACUGAAGGGUACCUGAUGGAUCCACAUAGACUUCCUCUGGCGAAUAAUCCUCAAACGAAAGAUGGAACAAAACAAGGCACAAUAUCGAGUUAUGGUGCAUCAUUGGACAGAAUGGCAAAAGUAUCAACAAAGUCUGAAAACGAGGAAGAAAAUGACUCUUCCGAUGAUGAAGAGAAUGUCGCAGGACGGAUAUUGUAUGAGACAAGUGAAUCCGAUUACCCCAACGACAUUAUUGAAAAGGAAAGAAGCUUCGACUACCAAUUUCCGUCAUUGUCUUCUGUAGGUUAUGUUUCGGUAAGCAGUUUUGAGGUCAAAGAUGGAAAAGGCGCAUCAAAAUAUUUAGAAAGUUCAUUCCAAGGAGCUAGUGAGGAAUCUAUGGAGCAUUCAACAAAUGAAUCAAAAGCUGACUCCGACAAAUCUGGCAGAAACACUGUGUCUACCUUGGAUGUAAAUGGACAGGUGAUGAAAAGGGAAUCUGGGUUAGGAAGGGAAGAAAACGAGUUAUCCGGAUUAGAAGAUGCCAGCCAAAUAUGUAGAUCAUCCAGCUUACAAGAUCAUGGGGAUUUGGAGGUAGAUUUAGAGGCUGAUGGGCAGGACGAAAACGACUUUUCCGAUGAUGAAGAGAAUGUCGCAGGACGGAAAUUGUAUGAGACAAGUGAAUCUGAUUACCCCAACGACAUUAUUGAAAAGAGAGGAAGAAGUUUUGACUACCAACUUCCGUCAUUGUCCUCCGUAGGUAAUGUUUCGAUAAGCAGUUUUGAGGUCAUAUAUGGAAAAGGCGGAUCAAAAUAUUUAGAAAGUUCAUUCCAAGGAGCUAGUGAGGAAUCUAUGGAGCAUUCAACAAAUGAAUCAAAAGCUGACUCCGACAAAUCUGGCAGAAACACUGUGUCUACCUUGGAUGUAAAUGGGCAGCUGAUGAAAGGAGAUGAACAGAAAAACGUAAAGGAAUCUGGGUUAGGAAGGGAAGAAAACGAGUCAUCCGGAUUCAAAGAUGCAAGCCAAAUAUGUAGAUCACCCAGCUUACAAGAUCAUGGGGAUUUCGAGGUACAUGUAGAGGCUGAUAGGCAGGAAGAAAAUGACAUGACAGCGUCUGUACCAGCCAAUGAGCAUGAUGAUGAACCAAAUGCUAGUACUUUUAGGACAGAGAAACUUCAACUACUCCAACAAAACGAUCCAAAUCGUACCGAAAAAGUUGCAGCAAACCUAGAGCGCGAAAACAUGUUAGAUGGUAUGAAGAAAGCCGAUGAAGGAAUUCUUGACGUAAGUCAUCACCAAAGCGGAGAGGAAAAAGAAAAGGAAGAAGAAGCAAGCAUGAUGCAAGGUUUUCCUGCAGAACAUCAUGACAAAGAAAACAAUCCUGAGGCAAGGAUAGUACUGAAGGAAUCGGUACUGACAAAAUACAGACCCAGACAUUCGACAGAUGCAACAAACUACACUGUUGAUGAACCUGUUGAGACAGGCUAUGUACCAUUGUCUUUAAAUCAUAAAAAUGGUGAAGAAGACAAAGUUGAAUUAACAAAGGACCUUACUUCACUGGAAGACCUUGAUUUGUUGAAAGCCGCGCAAGACCAAGCAAUGGUUAGCGAAGCUCGUAAAAACUUAACAGAUGAGCGAACCGCACUUUACGAGCAGCAUGAUACAAAGUCUGAUGCGGGACAAAUAGCAGCAACACCUGACACAAGUGAACUAGAAGCGUGGAAUAAUUUAGAUACCCCAAAGGAACAAGACCUGAUUAACCAUGAGUUAAAUGGACCUAAUAUAAUUUUCCAGAACGCAUCGUCAUCAGAGGCAGACAAAGAAAAUGACGUCAUUCACCAGGGGGAAGAGCCUGGCUAUAUGAACAGAAAGGCUUAUAAUGACGAAACUGGAACACCAAGUAUGGAAAGUAACCAGGAAAACCAGCAAAUUCAACCAUCAGCUUCUGAACUCAAGGAGCAAACCUAUGAUCAGGAAGAGGAGGAAGAUGAUACCACUCUGACGAUGGAAUCAACAGAGAACGCUUCUCAAGCUCAAUCAGAAAAUGAGAUGGAAACAGAAGCAGGGAAAGAAGCAGAAAACAACAAGGCAACACUUGAAUGGUACAAUGAGCCUGUCUCAAUAUAUGUCUUACGGGAAUGGGUAGAGUACGAAGACCAGAAACACAAAGUGCGAAAGGACCAACAACCCAUUACAAAAGAUUGGAUUACUAUUGAAAAAGUGAAAUUUUUGUUCCUCAACUUUCGUUUGUCCGAACUCUUAAAAACUAAACUUCCCAGUGACACUUCUGUCUCAUAUGAUGACUUAAGACGACACAUGCACAUUUCAAACAACGGACCGCCGUUCAGGUCAGACGAAGAAUAUCGCAAAUGGUGGCUGGAAACAAUACAGGGAGUAUUUCUAACAGUUGACACAAUAUCAGCAUAUUUGUGCAACCUGGACAACAUAACAAGGGAGGCAUCUAUUGAAUCUUUCAAAAAAUUACCUUAUGCAAAUGUCAGAGUCAUACCCACAGAGAUUCCUGAAACGUUCCUGGUUUUAGGAACUGCAAAUGUCGGAAGCAUAUUGUACAACAUUCAAAGUCUCGAUGACCAUCACCAGCUAGUGAAAAAAAAAUGCAUGACAGAGGUAAGGGUAAAUCGAAUGUCUGAGCAGUGGACACGAUGGUGCAGGCAUCUCGCAGAAGAUGAAGACAGGUUAGAGGAGGCUGGUAUCCUUGACAUCUUCACAAAUGAGGAUGAUGGUCACUGUUACGUCAACGUUGAAAAGCACAACCAGCUGGACAUAGAGAAUGUCCUUGAAAGGUCAUCUCAACAGUCAACAACCACUCUUGAAGAUGGAGAGUACAAGCUGUUGUCACGGGGCGAUGUAAAGAAAUACAUAGAUGAUAACAAGCUGAGUGACAUCACUAAUCACUGGAGGGUGAGGGAAGAUAUGAAUUCUCACAAGCUGAUUGUACUAGCUGAUAACCGGGAGAUUGCUGAGGAGGUGACCAUUUUGAUCAAGUCCAGUGUGAAGAGAAUUGACCUCAAGAGACAGGGAACAGAACAUCAUAAAAAGCUUCAAGUGAUUGCAAGGCAGUGUGGAGGGAAACUAUACUGGUUGGCUGAUGAGGCAACACGAAUGAUAAAUGUUUUUAUCACCGAUGACAUUUUAGAACAAGUUCAAGGAGCUAUCGAAGAAUUAUUGGGUGGAAGGAAAUCGGCAUCAAUCAAGGGGAAAGCUGUUACAAAAAAUGUCCAUUUAGAUGAAUAUGACCGAAUCAAAUUCUUGGACAAAUAUGUGAGAGAUAGCAUUUUGCAACUGAGAAAUGCUUUGAAAGUGACUGUGUCAUUCCAAAAUAUUGCCCCUGACCAGACUAUCAUCAAAAUAAGCGGAGAGGAAGAGUGCGUACAAGCAGCGCAUACCGAAAUACAGACCAUGGUGGAUGACAUCAAGUCAUUUCAGCAUCCGAAUGUGGAAUUAUUUGUCCCAGACAUUCUUAUAGACAAGGUCAGGGACCUCGAAAACGUGAACAGAUGUGUGAUCGCCACCCACUUUGCAGACACUGAUGAGUCGGAUGAUGAACAGUUGACCUUUGACAAUUUCACCAACAGAAAGACUGUCAUUCCAACAAAAUGGUGGACUUGUGGACAGGCUAGGAUAGGGCUUGCCAUGGGCCCAGUGAGCAGUGUGGAGGCGAACACUAUUGUAAACAUGAUGCCGAGGCAAUCACAAACUGCAGAAUCCACCUGGAAACCAACCAUUUUCGUUCCACAUGCUGACGAAGGGAAGGCAAAACAUGACUUGUCUGCCUCUUUCAAGCUUUUGUUUGAACAGUUGUCAAGAAAGGGAGAUAACUCAGUUGCUAUUGAUCUACGUCACUGCUGUGAUUGGUCAUUUCAAAAGUUCCUCAAAGUGACAUUACAGGCCAUAAAGGAGCUUUGGAGCCCUUCUGGACCAGAUCUUGGUGCGAUGGACAUUGUACUGGCUGUUCCAACUGACGAGGUAUUCCAAUCGGCCAGUGCAACGAUCAUUCCGGUUUUUCAAGAGCCUUUGGGUUUACCAAUGAGGAUGGUGCAAGAUCGUCCACAAGUUUUGGUGAUAAAAGGCGAUAUCACAAAAGAACAGACUGAUGUCAUUGUGAACACUGCUCAAAAAGAUUUAGACCUUUCCCAUGGUGCUGUUUCUAAAGCGUUGGCCAGUAGAGCAGGGUCACAAUUACAACGGGAGUGUAAGAAAAGUUAUCCAAAAGGCCUGAGGUUUGGUCAACUGGCUAUAACUGGCGGACACAUGCUUGAUUGCCAACACAUAUUCCAUGGUGCUUUUGACUUAUGGCCAUGGAACAAACGCGAUCAAAAACAGGCAAAAGAGAUCCUAGGGAAGUUUGUGACAGAAUGCCUUGAAAAAGCAGAUGAAUUACGCAUGUCGUCAAUAUCGUUUCCUGCCGUUGGGACGGGUAACUUGGGCUAUCCUGCCUCUGUGGUUGCAGAGGAGAUGCUGAAGAGAAUUUGGUGUUUCAUGAAGAAUUCUAAACUAAGUUAUCUGAAGAAAGUCAGAAUAGUCAUCUAUCCUACCGACAAAUCAACUUUUAAAAAAUUCAUGGAAGAAAAUUCAGAUGCAGUUGAUGGAUCCUCCGUUGACCCGGAACCAAAGAGUCGGCUUGCCACGAUCAGAAAACAAGAUAGACACCAACAUAAAGUCCACUUUAGAGUCGCAUGCAGUGCGGCUGAUCAGAUGAUUCUGGUGAGAAAAAUUGAUGCUAUCCUGAGUGAUGCACUACCUAAACUAGCUUCAAGCCAUGACAAAUAUUACUAUGCUACCGAUGAUCUGGAGCCUGAAUCAUCACAAAGAAGAAGAACCGAAGCUAGUUCCCAGAGAUCUGGCGACGAGCCCAAUGAAGAUUUGGAUGCAACCCUCAAAGGCAACAGAAGCGAAACAGCAGCCCUACAUUAUGUGAACGUGACUUCAGAUGUAGGGUGUUGUGUCAUCGUGCGAGGCGCACACACAACAUUGGACAGAACAGUUGUGUGGAACUGGCUAGAAAGCGAUGUUGGAGUCACACCAGUCGGCAUAGCAUGGCCGUAUAGAUACAACGUCUGUGAGGCGCUUGUCACCUGUGCAAGUACAUCAGAUGCUGAGAAAGUUCUGAGGCGACAAAGUGUUGACUUCAAGGCUACAACAUUGGAGAUACAGAUAUUGUUCAACGUUCGUGCAUCUAUAGACCCACAAUUUUCAAGCGACAAGCGUGAAAUACGAGAGAAUAGUGGAGUCACUGUGGAUGCUGAUAGUUCGGGAAUAUGUCAGUUAGUUGGAAAUUUACCCCAGAUCGAGGCUGCGAACGAAUUCAUCGUCUCAAAGCUUAGAGGACACCCGAGAAACUCUGUCAGAAAAAACGCUUCUUCAAACGAUCUCUCCGUUGAUGGAAUCACCAAAGACGUUUACAACGCUUUCUCAUUUUUCUUCCAAUGUGAUCCAAGUUACAACCGAUACAAGGACUGCAUGAACAGUAUGAAAUACUCGGAAGUGGACAGAACGAUGCGCUUCGAUGGAAGAGUAGAAUUAGGCGUGGAGUUCCAAAGGAAACUUGCAAAAAUGAAAACUGAUAUUACGUGUGACCAAAUCGAUGUAGAGGGCCGACAUUUUAAAGUGGAAGAGGUGAAAAGAAUCCUGAUUAGCAUCUUAGACAGCCAGUGUGAUGUUCACGUCAGCAUACCCCAGGAAGACACGACGUCAACUCAGGAAAUGAAAGUCAUCAAUCUCAUUGGACUAGAUAGGAACAAGGUGCAAGCCAUGAAAUAUCAGGUAUUGGAAUCAAUAGGAAUGACAAAUAGCAGACGAAACAGGCGAUUCGACGUUCCAUCAUUUUUAGCAUCCCGCAAACCCGACCCACUGCCAAUAUUGCCGCCGCCACCGAGUGCCAAGGAAUACCAUUUAGGCGACAAAAUGAAAGUCCUGGCGUAUGAGGGAAACAUUCUGUACCUUAGAGUUGACGGUAUCGUGAACGCUGCAAAUAAAAAAUUAAAUCACGGUGGAGGUGUUGCUUGUGCAAUAUCGGAAGCUGCGGACAUUCAACGGGAAUCGACCGAAUACGUCAAAAGGAAUGGAAAAGUUCCGGUCGGCACCUCAUGUCAUACUUCAGCAGGCAAUCUAAAACAUUACAAGUACAUCAUUCACACUGUGGGGCCACGCUGGGAUGGGAAAAAUCAGUCUUCAUGCGAACAGCAGCUACAGGAUGCCAUAACCUCUUGUAUCCUGAAAGCUGAAGAACUACAGUUGGAAUCAGUGGCGAUACCAGCUAUCAGUGCAGGAAUAUUUUCAAUGCCAUCUGCAUUGUGUGUUCAGCAAUAUUGCUUAGGAGUCAAAAGAGCCUGGUCCAAGUUGAAGCAGCAACCGCGACACUUUUUGAAAGAAAUUCACUUUGUGGACAAGGAUGCUACGAUCUUGCUUGAAAUUCAAAAAGCAUUUGAUCACUCACUGGAAGGAUCAAACUUGGAUCCACCCGGACAUGCUGGUCAGCAGAUUCAAAAUGUACCCUACUUUGAUAAACAAGGAGCACGACCAAAAGAAUGUCCUUUGCACCCUUUCAAGGAGUUCAACAACAGAGGUGGUAUUGAUAAAACAACGUUCGUAUUAUCCCCUCAAGCCAGAGUGCAUGUAUACACGUGCGACAUUUUGGCAACUAGAGUCGACGCUGUUGUAUGUGGUCAAGAUAAAUUCCUGCAAUGCAAAAGCAAAAUAGCUGCUCGGAUCCAGAAAGGAGAACUUUCUGGUCAAGAUUUCAGCAGGAAAAUCGUGGAAAUAAAACAAAAGCAUAGGAAACAAUUCAAGGAAGGAGAAGUGUUCUGUAUACCAAUCCUCGGUUUCGACACUGAUAUGCUUCUCGUAACUAUUUGUCCUAGUAUGAUGGUAGGCGUGAAGCUUGCGGAUUGUAAAGAUGGAGUCAAGAAAUGUGUACAGAACAUUUUAAACAAAGCAAAUGAGAUGAAACUGCGCUCGAUUGCCCUGCCGGUGCUUGGUUCAGGCAACGACGUAAGCAAGACAGGAGUGAUUGCGAAAGUUAUCGUGGAGUCGAUUCUGAAGUUUUUCCUGAAUCCACAACCGGCUGGCAUCCUUAGCGAUAUACAUUUUGUCAAUCAUGAUCAAAUUGUCACAAAGGCUAUAGUAAAAAUGUUUGAUGAUCACGUGAGUGCCGAAAAUGCACGCAUUCGAAAAUCAAUUCAGCCUAAGGUUUAUCCAGGAAUGGCCCAGCGCGAAGGAUGCCUGCCAACACAUCGUCAAGUUGAUAGUGGGAGAGACUCGGCGGACCGUAACCUGCCUGAACCGCAAAGCUACAUCCGUUACCCGCACGAACAGGUGAGAUACCCGGGAGACCUUCCUGGUGACCGUUACCAGCCUGAACCGCAAAGCUACAUCCAUUACCCGCCCGAAAAGAUGAGAUACCCGGGAGACCAACCUGGUGACCGUUACCCGUCCAAACUGGAGAGAAAUCUAGAUGAAAGUGACCAACAUGAACAGAAGAGAGAUUAUGUUGGCCAAUACCAGUCUGAACAGGAAGAAGAUUUAAGCCAACAUAACCAGUCUGAGCUUGGUAAAAGCGAAAAGAAACCAGUGAUAUAUGAGGAUUGCGUGAUUUGUAUUGAUUCUGUGACUGGUGACAAUGUAAAAACACUUCCGAAAUGCAAUCACUCUUUUCACCCUGAAUGCAUUGAUGCCCAAUUCAAGUACAAGCCUGUCUGUCCGACAUGCGGUACUAUAUACGGAGUCGUUACUGGAAAUCAGCCUCGGAGUGGGACAAUGAAAAGUUUCCUUAGAGCAGGCUCUUUACCAGGCUUUGAAAAAUGCGAAAAACAUUUCCACAUCAGUUACAGCUUUCCAGAUGGUAUACAAGAGAGCGAACACCCAUAUCCAGGCAAGCCUUACAGAGGUACCAUGAGGACGGCAUAUCUCCCUAACAACAGCAAGGGUAAAGCAGUGCAUGAAAUGUUGAUGAUUGCCUUCAAAAGAAGACUGACCUUCACGAUAGGACACUCAAGGACGACUGGGGAGGAAAAUGUGGUCACUUGGAAUGACAUCCACCACAAAACUAACAAAACUGGCGGCCAACAACAAUUUGGCUACCCAGAUCCGGGGUACCUUGGGAGAGUGACGGACGAGUUAGCAGCAAAAGGAGUUACAGAGGCAGAUAUUAAGUAGAAACGAUUUGAACUGCUAGGAAGUGUAGUAGUGAUAGAUGAUUGUAAAUAACUGUUUCACCAUAGUUAACAAAGGGGUGUAUUGUUGAGUCGUGAGCAUAAUUUCAUUUCUGGUUUCUUGUAUUCUAUCAAAAAUCAAAGGGAAUAUCAUUGUAUGUAUAAAUUAAGGACCAUAAAAAAGAUAUCUGGUACAUGUUUUUGUUGUUAAUGAUGAUGUACAUAUUUUUUUUUUAAUUUCUUUGUUGCAAAUAUACGUGUACUGAACACUCGUUAAUCCGAUACAUUUUUAAUGUAUAUGUAUUGUACUUGCGGUGCCCCUCUGUCUGUCUUCAGACAGAAGUAUAUCAGUGCUUCUUUGUAAAGAUAUCAGUAUAAAGUGUAGCGUUAGGAAGUAUUUUCGUGUUAACACUUCAAUCUUAUUGUCAACACUUUUCCUCGGAGUUAUAACCCUUUUCGUUGAAAAGGAUAUAUAAAUAUGCCAUUUACUUUUCAGGUAUCAUGUUUUAAUGGUAUAUGAUUAUGAUUGUUUAUAUAAGGGCAUCAUUCUAAACCGUUGGAAAACUUUAUUCCAGAUUGGUACCUUUAUAAGGAGAUAUUUAUUUUAACACUAUCAAUUUGGAAUUAUUUCAAGAAAAGCAUAAUUUAUGAUUUUAGAAUACAAAGUGUUUCGACUUAAACCAUUUCAAGAUUCAAUUUCAAUUGCAACAGAUUUUAUUGACUUUAUAUAUGUCAAUUGGAUUGGAUAUCAGGCUGUGCUUUCCAAACUUAUUUCCAAACAUUACAUAUAUUCUGUCAUAACAAUCCAAUUAAACAGUGCAGGGGAGAUAACUCCAAUUUAGCUUGUGAAAUGAACAUUUUUCAACUUUUAUUAAAUCAUUUUCUGUUUAUGUUUUGGAUACUAACAAUUGAGAAACUUAUCAACAUGUACAUAUGUUGAUAACCCAUCCUACAUAAAAUCCAAGGGAUACAGGCCCAAAGGUCCCUUUGUAUAAACACA
Mizuhopecten yessoensis (Yesso scallop) is the source of this 11334-nucleotide messenger RNA. RefSeq lists its product as uncharacterized. The transcript is spliced from 20 exons. The record is from RefSeq and is a predicted model, not a curated record. Lineage: Eukaryota; Metazoa; Mollusca; Bivalvia; Pectinida; Pectinidae. The coding region runs from base 142 to 10338 and encodes 3398 amino acids. Gene Ontology annotation, biological process: protein ubiquitination; Notch signaling pathway.